UUAACAGCUAGCUAUCACCACUUAACCUGACGCCUUCAAUGCGCCAUCAGACAUAAUGAACGCACCUCAUACCGUCUUGCGCAGUCUGCGCAUGUCGAAACAGAUCCCGAGGUGUAAAAGAUUCACAAAUGCACCGCCCAGGAGACAAUUCACAUCAUCCUUCUUUCGUCGCAAGCAACAGCCAUCAGCCGACGAUCCAGAAUUCGUCUCUAUUCUCGACGGACCUCCAAAGCUUGUCCGCGUUGGAAAACGCCAUGGCCCAGGUCUAAUCAUCCUCGCUAUUAUCCCCAUUACAGCCUUCAUCCUCGGAACAUGGCAAGUCCAGCGUCUAGGCUGGAAAUCCGAACUCAUCGCCAAAUUCGAAGACCGACUGAUCCGCGACCCUCUACCUCUCCCACCAACCAUCGAUCCCGAUGCCAUCCAUGACUUUGACUAUCGCCGUGUUGUAGCGAGGGGUCAUUUCCGACAUGAUCAAGAAAUGCUCAUCGGACCGCGUAUGCGAGAUGGUACAGAUGGAUACAUGGUAGUCACACCAUUGGAGCGAGAGAACGGCACGACAAUUCUCGUUAACCGAGGCUGGAUCGACAAGAAGCACAGAGAUAAGAGGACACGACCUGAUGGACUACCUACGGGUGAGGUCACAGUGGAAGGACUUUUAAGAGAGCCGUGGAAGAAGAACAUGUUUACGCCAGAAAAUCAGCCCGAGAAGGGCAUGUUUUAUUUCCCGGAUGUGAAGCAGAUGGCUGCUUUGACCGGUAGCCAGCCUGUCUGGGUUGAGGCUACUAUGGAACCCGAGUUCAUGCAAAUGGUCGACUUCGAGGCUCGCGGUAUUCCCUAUGGCCGACCCGCGGAGGUAAACCUGCGAAACAACCAUGCCCAGUAUAUCUUUACCUGGUAUGGCCUUGCUGUCGCAACAUCCAUCAUGCUUUGGAUGGUAGUCAAAAAGCCUGCCAACGACGUCGCUCGUCGUGUAGCUCGUUCAAAGGGCCUGUAAACUGCAUAUCUCAUAACGCAUGCACCACCAUUUAAAACUCAUGUGUCUUCAGCAUCUUGAGCAACUUCUGCCUCGUCGCCUCGGCCCGACACACGUCUCGCCUUGCGUUGCUUAGCGGGUUGCGGAACUGGCAUUCUCAGCUCCUGGAGGAGUUCUCUGGGGAGGUGCUUCUGUGCCAAGGAGAACAUGGAGGAACGCGGCCCUAUCUGACGCUGCCUGUACGAUAUUAGAAUUUAUGGCUAGAACAAGAUACGGAGCUGAUACCCCAGUGGAAUAACAUACCUUUUCAUGAGUGUGAAGACGUCGCUCUCCUCGAUUGUUUUGCGCUUCGCGUGAUCCGCAUAGGCUCCUAAAUCGUCCCCCAGCUGCUCAAAGAACCAUUCCGAGGACUGAAUGAGAGCAUCUAAUGUCUCCGCCGAUAGACGCUGGUUGCUUAGACCUGACGAUUGGAGAGCCGUCUGGGCCACUCGCUUGACAAAAGCCGGAGGCAGUGAGGGGUACUCAAUGCCAUGUUGUGAUAUCCGCUUUCGCUUCUUUGCUUUCAAGCCGCGAGGUAGUCUAUCAUCCGCUGGUUCAUGACGUAACCCGGUUGUGACUGUUGGCUCUGGUUUUGGCACUGGCUCUUCAUUUAUUGAGCUAUGAUCGUCGACGCCACCCUCGUUAUGAUCCCAACCGUCCAUUCCGAAGUCCCCGCCACCACCAUCGGAGUCGGAUCCAUAAGCAACAUCGGGGCGGGGAUCCUGAGUGUCAUCUGCCCUGGCUUCUGCUACUGACGGCUCGCCAAUUGGUGAUGUUGCUUGAAGAUCGUUGGCGGGGUCAGACAUUUGAAAGACAGUUCCAUCCUCAAGUCCACCGGGGUACUCGAAAUUGAAGUCACUUCCUGGGCCCUCGGUCAUUCGCCGGGUCUGGUCUGCUUCAAUACUGUUUUUAUGUGAGCAAUGCAUUGCAUCUAAUUAGUCGGUUAUAGACUUACGGCUCGAGUGUCAUAUCGUCCUGCCCAGCUCUCGCCUGAAGAUCUUCUAGCAGACCGGGGAAGAAAUCCGAUUGUUCAAUAUCGCCCUCUGUGGCUUCAUUGAAGUAGUCGCUCAUGCGUUCGCUGCCAGGACUCCCUCGAGAUAACCGAGAGUCAUUCGCAAUCCUUCGAGGCAUCUCAAUAGACUGCAUAGUAAAGUUGUCCUCAUCCAAUUGUGACAACCUUGGUGGAGGCAAAUCUGAGCUGGUACUAGAGGCAUCUUCAAUGUCCAACGGCAAGGAUAGUCUUGGUGGCCUCGCGAGUAGAUCGUCGUCUUCAUCAUCGUCAUCAUCAUACAAGUUGCUGUCCUCCCUCCGUUCUGGUGACGAGCUCCGUUUAUUCCCUGGAGACGACGAAGAUGACGAGUGAAUAGGCUGACUCUUAUGCGCUAGUGUUCGACCGAGCAUUCGUAAAAUAUCCAAGGGUGUUUCUCUCUGUUGCAACAUGCUCUGUCUGCGGUUCUUUCCAGGUGUGAACAUUGCCGUGCGGCGCUGGUCAAGCAGCCGACGAGCGGCUUUGGCAUGAGGAGUUGGCGCAUUGGAUCGACCGGCAGAUGCUGGUGUACCACGGCGAAGAGAAGCACGCAGGUCCCGAGCACCGCUACGAUCGAGGGGUGUGUGAACACCAGAAAACGGCUCAGCGCUAAUAGCGCGGCGGUUUGGAGUUCUCGAAGGAGUUCGCGCGGGCGUUUCUUGCGAUGCCGCUUUUCCUGGCGGCGAUAGACUCGACAUGUUUGUGGUGGUGUUUGUUUAGAUGCGCCGGAAUGGCUGGCGGAGCGACGGCCGCUCAACUGGCAGAUAAUGUCUCGAAAUCGUGGAGGCCUUCAUCCAUAGAACUUUGAGAAGAUACGGGUGUAGCUCGAGCGCUGCAAUUCGGAGAAUUAUUUGUAUUUUCGGUUAUUGUUGAUGUUAUCGAUCCAUGUCAAUGAUGAAUGUCAAUUCAGAUUCAAGUGGGAACGCGACAAGCUUCAGCCAUAGGUACGCGACGAGGGGGAGCUUGAGUGCACGGACCAUUCACAUAAGGUGCUUGCAUUACUCCGUACUGUUGAUGUAAAUGACCAUGGCCUUAACUAUUUGAGAGAUUUCGUAGUACGGUUCAAUAUUUCACACAGACAACAUGUUGUGUUGCCA
Molecule: messenger RNA, 3136 nt
Organism: Fusarium verticillioides 7600
Lineage: Eukaryota; Fungi; Ascomycota; Sordariomycetes; Hypocreales; Nectriaceae
Exons: 4
Coding region: 56-994 (312 amino acids)
Biological process (GO): mitochondrial respiratory chain complex IV assembly
Cellular component (GO): membrane; mitochondrion
Source: RefSeq, a predicted model, not a curated record